GAGAAGGAACGUGACAGUCUUUGACCACAAAUCAGAUCUGACUAGAGUGUAAAUGGAGCCCUGGAAAGCCAGCUGAGUUGGUCCUCCUCAGAGCAGCAGGUCUGCAGUCAGGGACUCUCCGCUUGGGUCAGGAUAUCACCCAAGGUAACUCCUGAAGGUUGAGAGCCCUUGCCUUAACAGGUGAAAAAAAAAAUCCCUACAUGGAGGAUUUCUUCUCUCUCUCUCAGCUGCAAACCUAUUUUGCCUCAAGUUUUUUAAAUGCUACACAUGUGAGGUGCUCCUAACUGUUGUAAGCAUGACAGAUCAGUUGGCCAGACUUCAUGGAGCGUUGGUCAGUCAUAAACUGCCCUUAAACGUUCGGUGUGAUUUCUCCUGUCUGCUGAGAUACCGGAAGAACCUACAAAUCAUGGCCAGGUUGUAGUAACAGAGCUUCAAAGUAUCUUAAAGCAUGGGACAAUUUAAAUCCUUCUCUUUGCGUUGCUUUUCCAUAGGACUAAUUGCUCUCAGAAGAGACCUUUGAUUCCUUGACUAAGAGAAUGGGUAAAAAAGUAAAGAAGGAAGUAGAGCCUCCACCCAAGGAUGUGUUUGAUCCUUUAUUGAUUGAAAGCAAAACAGCAGCAACAGUUGUGCUGAUGCUUAGUUCUCCUGAGAAUGAAGUUUUGGCCAAAGCAUGUGAUGCUCUGUAUAAAUUUGCAUCAAAAGGUGAUGAAAACAAAGUGACACUUCUUGGUCUUGGAGCAGUGGAACCUCUGUAUAAACUCAUCUCACAUGAAGAUCCAAUUGUACGCAGAAAUGCCAUCAUGGUAUUUGGCAUCAUGGCUUCUAAUCAUGAUGUCAAGAAGUUACUGAGGGAACUGGAUGUCACAAGUUCACUUAUAUCACAGCUGGCACCAGAAGAAGAUGUAGUUAUCCAUGAAUUUGCUACUCUCUGUCUAGCACAUAUGGCUGUUGAAUAUACUACUAAAGUGCAAAUAUUUGAGCAAGGUGGAUUAGAACCACUUAUCAGACUGCUAGGUAGCCCUGAUCCUGACGUUAAGAAGAAUUCAGUUGAAUGUAUCUAUCUCCUGGUGCAGGAUUUUCAAAGCCAUGCUGCAGUUCGUGCACUGAAUGUAAUUCCACCCUUGCUGGAACUACUGAAAUCUGAAUACCCAGUUAUUCAGUUGUUAGCCCUUAAAACCUUAGAAGUAAUUAGCAAAGACAGAGAAACCAGGAUAAUGCUCGGAGAAAAUAAAGGAUUAGAUUGUCUUCUGAGGAUACUGGAAACCAAUGAAUUCAGUGAUCUACAUGCGGAAGCUCUUGCUGUGUUGGGAAAUUACCUUGAAGAUGUGCAUGCUCUGCAACUGAUUCAGCAGACAGGAGGCCUUAAAAAGCUACUUUCAUUUAUAGGAGUCUCUACUGUCCCCGAUAUUCAGAAGAAUGCAGCAAAGGCAAUUACCAAAGCAGCUUAUGACUCUGAAAAUAGAAAAAUCUUAAAUGAGGAAGAGGUUGAGAAGUAUCUCAUAAACCUUUUGGAAACUGAUAAUGAUGAAGUGAAAGUUGCUGCUUCCCAAGCAAUUUCUGCCAUGUGUGAGAAUUUAGCUAGCAAACAUGCAUUUGGACUCCAGGGGAUUCCCCAGCUAGUACAGUUGCUAAGCAGUGACAAUGAAGAGGUAAAAGAAGCUGCAGUGACAGCAUUAGCUAAUUUGACAGCAGCCAGUCCUAGGAAUGCAAGGGCUGUUGCUGAGGCUGAAGGAAUUAAGCCAUUGGUAAAUACCUUGAAUGCUCAGAGAGAUGGAGCCAUUGCUAAUGCUGCUACAGUGCUAACAAAUCUGGCCAUGCAAGAGCCAUUCCGCAUAAAUAUCCAGAGCCAUGGUAUUAUGAGUGUGCUUGCAGAACCAUUGCGCUCAACCAGCAGCCAAGUGCAAAGCAAAGCAGCAUUCACUGUGGCUGCAUUUGGUUGUGAUGCUGAUGCAAGAAAUGAGUUAAGAAAUGCAGGUGGACUGAGACCACUCGUUGAAUUGCUGUGUUCCAAGAAUGAAGAAGUCAGAAGAAAUGCGUGUUGGGCUGUUAUGGUCUGUGCAAGUGAUGAACUAACCGCUGGUGAACUAUGCAGGCUAGAUGCUUUAGACAUCCUAGAAGAAAUUAAUCUAUCAACAGGGCGCAAAAAUAACUUUAGUGAAGCUGCUCUGGAAAAGCUACUUGACAACAAUCUUUCCCGAAAAUACAGCCAGAUGGGAUAUUUAUCAUCAAGUAAUAUCAUUACUGAUGGAUUCUAUGACUGUGGUCAGAUAAAACCUGGAGAAAAAUUUUUAUCUUUGGAGGAACUGAGUAUGCAAGAGCUUACUGACCGUCGGGCCGUAAUCUUCAUUAAUGCUAAACCACAAGAAGACCUUGAAGUAGAGAAGGCACAAGAUUCAUCUUAUGAGCAGGCUAUCUUGUCACCUUCUAUUUCAAGAAAAGGCAGUAGAGAAAAAGCAAGGAAAAGUAAGGGGAAAAAAGAAGAGGAAAAAUCAAAAGAAGUUAUUCAGAUUACACCUAAAGUCCAGGAUGAAAUAAAACUAGAAAAUUCACAAUGGCUACCACCACCUGACUUCAUUUUACUGGAUUACAUUAAUAAUGCUUCCAAGAUAAUUCUACCACUAACUACCACCCGGGAACAGGUUGUGGCUCUUGCACAAGGAAUUAUAGAGGCAAUUGAUCCUGGUAUACACUGGAACAGGCUUGUUGCAGACAAGAUGGGUGGCCCAAUUGAAAGAGACAAACUACAUGAUUUCAGCUGGGAACUUCACAUAAGUGAAAUAGAAUUUGAACUGAAAUGCAAUGUUGUGCCUAUUGGGAAAGUCAAAAAAGGGACCUUCUACCACAGAGCUUUACUUUUCAAGGUGAUAGCAGACAGAAUUGGCAUUGGAUGUAGUUUAGUUCGUGGCAAGUAUAACAGAGCUUGGAAUGAAGUUAAAUUGGUUGAUGACUCCCCUCAAGGAAUAGCUGGGCUUUUGCUUCCUCCUCACGAGUAUAUUGUAGAUCUAAUGUUUGCACCAGGCUUUUUAAUAAAACAGGGAAGUGCAGAGGCAGAUCAGUACAAAAAUAUUUAAUCAUCUUGACAAAUUUCACCAAAAUAACGAUUCUAAAGAUGUUUGCAGUGCUAUAUUUAUGAAACAUAAGGGGUUUGAGGUUGAGCUAUCAAAAAGAAACAUAUCUGGUAUCUUGUCCUAAACAUUUAAUCAAACAUAUUUUAGUAUCCAGCUUCAAUGAUUAGAAAUUUUGUUUGGGUUUUGGUACUAUUUUAAGACUAAACUGUAAAACUACAGAUUAAAAUUUGGUAAAUCAAGAACAUUUGGUAUGUGUUAACAUUUUAAUGCUUAUUACAUAGGUUUAAAUUAUUUCCAAAAUACAGUAUAUUCUUUUUUUUCCCUUAUGUUCUUUCAACUCCUAUGUACAUUUAUAAGAAUUACAUGUCCAUGAAGCAAGAAAAUGUGACAUCUGGUGAAAUAACAAGUCACCAAAAGCAACUGGGCAAUUUUUUAGAGUGAAAUAACCCAUGAACUGAGAAUUAGAAGAACUAAGAUAACAGUAUACUUUCAGCCUCUGUAGAAAACAUCCCAUUUAUAUUUCUUGGAACUUGGCAGAGUUAAUAAUUACAGAUAAUAACAUACUCUGGAUGAAAGUAAAUACUGUUUGUCCUGGCACAGGGAAGACAGAUGAUUGAUAAGUUAUUGCUUGCAAUCUCCAUUUAUAUUCUUUCUUUUUCACGUGAAGAUAAAGUGGACUCUGAGAAGGGCAGCAGUUUUAGACAGGGAAUUUUUUUUCUUGCAGCCUUGGGUAACGUGGUGUUGCCGAAGUGUGGUGGUGCAUCUAAGAGAGGUGAAAUACUGACUACAACACUCUAGUAAACAUUUUCUGGUGAAACUGUCAAGAAUGUGCUGGAGUAUUUCAGGGAGCACCAGUAUCAAAUGAGUUUACUGUGGAAAACUGAGGGAAAACUCCUGUGCAGAAGUUAGGCCAAUGCAGACAACAUUGUGCGAAACUGAAUUUCAGAAGACCAGAAAGCCAACAACAAGGCAUUUACUUUCUGGCCACCAAAAAUGUGAUUAAAAAAAUUGGCUUCCGUGUUCUUUCAGUUUUUUAAUGCUUGUAUAAGCACAGUCACUUGUAUAGUUCGCUUUAGUUUGAGGAGAUUUAUAUCUGUUGUGUUCAUUACUGCUUAUGAGCAUGAUCCCACCACUCCCCCUCCUUCCUCCUCUGACAUGCAGCAUGAUUUUCUGGUAGCCCUUUGGGGAACAUUUUAUCUUUCUGUUGUAAAUUUAAUUAUAUGGCCUCAUGUUCAUUUUUUUACCUAAUGUUCAGCAGUACUCUAGACAUCAGAAUGAGAAAGAGCUCUGGAAACACAAAAUACAUGAUAUGCUAGCAGAACUGAGCGGGAGGUGAGAAUGUGUUUCUUAGCACUGCUGUGUCGCUGGCUGGGGACUGAUGAAAAGUCAUAUGCUGUCACUGACAGGCAUGACUGGGUAUAGACACCUGCAACUUUGAAAGUGUGGUAAAGGGAAGCAAAACAAGAAUUAAUUUCAUACUAGCUAUCAUUUUGUGUACUUUUCCUACAUUGGAAUUUCUUUAUUUUGUAUUGGAACCGUAAUGUUAAAGUGUGACUUGUUCUGUUUGAGGUGGUCUUGGGGAAAAAAAAAAAAAUUUCUGUUGUUUCCAAUAAAAGCAAAUAUAUAGAAAAAGACAAACAUCUAUGUUUAUAAAAAUAAAAAUGGGGAAACUUCUAGUCUAGACAUAUAAGCUUGCUUUACAUAAAAGGAUUAGCUAAAGAAAUUUUUAAAAAAUACUACACAACCUUGUAUAAUGCAGAAAUUGAUGAUCCAGAAGUGUUGGACGAUGGAUGUUUUAUGUCUCCCAAUUUUUAACUUUGUAUUAGCCGAGUUCUGUCACUUCAAAAUUGUAAUGAACUUGGGUCUUAGAAAUAAGAUCUAGGUAGAAUAUAAACACUUAAAUCCCAAAUUGUGACUUUGAAAACUGCAAUUAAGUUGUCAAGUAAGUCAAGAGAUGCCACGCUUUUUUAUUUGAUGCUUCCCAGGGACCUGUAGCUGUGCCCAUGCCCUGGUGAAGAAUUCCCCCAGCCUUGGCAAGAGCAGCCCAGCUCACACUCACUCCAGAUCUGAAUUGGAAAAUAAAUUGUUCAGAGGUUUCUGCAGGGCUGAGCUCAGUGUAUAUUCCCAGGACAUGCCCAGCAUACACCAUUCGGCUUGGGCCAUGCCUGAGUGAAGUGAUCACCUACCUUCUUUUAAGGAGCAGGUGUGGAAGAGCCUCAUAUUUCCUUUUAUAAGUUCAUUUCCUUCUGCAUAGUUCAAUAGGGAGAUCAGUCAGCCAGGACAUAGAGGGAGUCAGGCUUGAUGCCUUCCUAAGCGUGAACAAAACAGUCUGAGCUACCUAAUGGCCAGGAUAUAUUCUAG
This is a messenger RNA of Falco peregrinus (peregrine falcon), 5429 nucleotides long. RefSeq names its product armadillo repeat containing 3 (gene ARMC3). The transcript has 22 exons. Bases 537 to 3071 code for a protein of 844 amino acids. Lineage: Eukaryota; Metazoa; Chordata; Aves; Falconiformes; Falconidae. Gene Ontology annotation, molecular function: protein binding. The record is from RefSeq and is a predicted model, not a curated record.